CUCGAAAGUUAAAUCGUAAAGGACCUUUUCUGGGAGCUACUGGGGGGCUGGACUGGGAGCACUGGUGUGGACUGGUGAGGACUGGCUGUUGAUCAUUUCCUGGAAGCCACACACGGAGCACUGGUCUGUACCGGCCCCGCCAUGGCGCUGCCGCCUGCUGCUCUCCUGCCCGGGCUUCUGCUGGUGGCUGAUGCCCUGGCACUGGUGUUACUGGUGCCACUGGUGCCGCUGCUGGCGCCGCUGGGUGUGGUGGGCCUGUGGCUCGAGGCCACCCUGCGCCUGCCCGUCCUGGCCGUGGCUACGUGGCUGCUGCUCCCACGCCGUCCGUCCGGAGCCACCGCGGCCGUUGUCACGGUCGCCGCCACCCCCGCGGCCUUCGGAACAUUCCGGCACCUCCUGGGGCCACCCGGGGCUGGGCCAGUGCUGUUGGUGACCGCCUCCCCCGCCUGGCUCGGGGUCACCCACGCAGCUGUCACACUGGCCCUGCUGGCCUGGGCCGCGCCCCCGGCCCCUGGCGGUGUCCCCAAGACCUCUGGCGACGUUCCCAAGGCUCCUGGCACCAUCUUGCGUGUUCUGGCACUGACCUGGGAGGAGCGGAACGUUCUCGGAGGUGCCUUCGUCUGCCUCGUGCUGGCAGCCAUUGGGGAGACGUUGGGACCGUACGUCACUGGGAAGGUGCUGGAUGCCAUCAGGAGUGGGGACGGACUCACUGCUGGAGCUGUUGGGAUGGUGGCAGCUGCUGGAGGUGCCAGUGUGCUGUUUUCCGGGUGCCGUGGGGGGCUCUUCACGCUGUUGGAAGCUCGUCUCCAUCAGAGGCUGAGCCUCCGGCUCUUCUCUCACCUGGUGCGUCAAGACCUGGACUUCUUUCAGGGAACGCCGGCAGCUGAGCUCUCGGCUCAGUUUUCCAUGGAAGUGCCACGGGUGUGCAGGGCAGCACCGAGUGGAGCCAACCUGCUGUUCCGAAGCCUGGGAAUGGCCCUGGUGGUGGGGGCGUUCAUGUUUGCACUGGCACCGGGGCUGGCACUGCUGGCACUGCUGGAGCUGCCCUUUGGAAUUGCUAUCCACCGCAUCCAGAGUGCCCGGGAACAGGCACUUCAGCGAUCCAUGCUGGAAGCAUCUGCCCGGACAGCCUCGGGGGUGCAGGAAUCUGUUGCUGCCAUCGAGACAAUCCGUAUCUUCUCAGCGGAGGAGGAGGAGGAGAAGCAGCACAGCUGCAACCUGGCCAAGGAGCUGAGGCUGAAGGAACAGAUGAAUCUGGAGCUGGCAUUCUUCACCCUUGUCCAGAGGGUGCUCCAACUGACCAUCCGGGUCCUGGUGCUCUUCCGAAGCCACCAGCAGCUCCGUGACGGAUACAUCACUCCUGGGGUCCUUGUCAGCUUCCUGCUGUACCAGGACACAGUUGGCAGCCAUGUCCAGGUGCUACUCUACGGCUUCAAUGAAUUCCUGACCAAAGCAGCUGCCGGAUGGAAGAUCUGGGAAUACCUGGAUCGGGAAGCCACAGGGGAUGUCGGGGGGGUGCAGAAGCCCCCAGAGCUUCAGGGCCAUGUCACUUUUCAGAAAGUCACCUUCACGUAUCCUGGGAAUCCAGAGCAUCCUGUGCUGAAGGACGUGACCUUCGAGGUGCGUUCCGGGGAGGUGACAGCACUAGCGGGGUGCAAUGGAAGCGGGAAGAGCACGGCUGUGGCACUGUUGGAGCGGCUGCGGGAUCCCGGGAGUGGGAAGGUGCUUCUGGAUGGGAUCCCACUGCCAGAAUAUGAACACCAGUAUCUGCACCAGAAGGUGGUGCUGGUGGAGCAGGAUCCCAUCCUAUUUUCUGGAACGAUCCGUGAAAACAUCUUGCUGGGGCUGGAGCACUGCAAAGAGUCAGAGCUGCAGGAGGCCGCCACUGCUGCUGGAGCCAUGGAAUUCAUCCAGGGACUGGAACAGGGCUGGGACACCGAGGUGGGGGAGCAUGGGGAGCAUCUGGCAGCAGGGGAGCGGCGCCGUGUGGCCCUGGCCCGGGCUCUGCUCCGGCGCCCGGCCGUCCUCAUCCUUGACGAGGCACUGGAUGAUGGAGACGAGGGGGCGGCACAGUGCUGGCUGCGCACGGGGCUGGCCCAGACUGUGCUGGUGGUGUCCCACCGGCCGCGGGUGCUGGAUGCAGCCGAUCACCUCGUGGUGCUGGAGCGUGGAGCCGUGGUGGAGACAGGAACACCAGCAGAGCUGCGGGAACGCUGUGGGGCCUACAGCCGUCUGCUCCUUGGAGGUGGCAGGACUGGGGGGCCCGAGGCCUCCAGCAUGAGCAGUGAGAAGGGGGCUGCAUCUGGCAGGGAAUAAAGGGGAAUUAGUCCCAGUGUCCCCAUUCCUGGUGCUGGUGUCCCCAACCCACCCCUGGUGUCCCCAGUCAGUGUCCUGUGAAUCCCUUAUCCCCAUGUCCUCUGGAUCCCAACUCCAUGUGUUGCCUUGGUCCCUGUGUCCCCCAUGUCCACACUGUGUCCCCCAGGUCACCCUAUUCCCUGGAUCUCUGUGUCCCCUGUAUCCUUCCCUGUACUCCCCAUGCGCAGAUCACUUGUAUCCAAGCCCCGUGAUGUCCCCAUGAUUCCUGGUCCCCAUGUCCCCCAUGUCUGCUCCUGGACAUGGGACAGAGUGGGAAAUAAAUCCCAAGGGAUGGA
Poecile atricapillus (Black-capped chickadee) is the source of this 2651-nucleotide messenger RNA. RefSeq names its product antigen peptide transporter 2-like. NCBI's taxonomy places the organism in Eukaryota, Metazoa, Chordata, Aves, Passeriformes, Paridae. The record is from RefSeq and is a predicted model, not a curated record. The transcript is spliced from 12 exons. Bases 142 to 2316 code for a protein of 724 amino acids. Gene Ontology annotation, cellular component: membrane. Gene Ontology annotation, molecular function: ATP binding; ABC-type transporter activity; ATP hydrolysis activity. Gene Ontology annotation, biological process: transmembrane transport.